AUGAAUGGGUUCAUUGACUACAGUAACAGUAAUAAUGGUACUAGUAGUAGUAAUAAUAGUAAGAAUGGCGACUACGCAAUGUACAUGUGUGGAGAAGUGCCUACUUCCUAUCCUAAUGGUGUGUUUGUCCCUGUAGAGAAUGUAAACAAACGAGGAAUGGAGAAUGAAGAAGAAGAACAACAACAACAGCAACGAGAACAGGAAAAUAAAGAGCAAAUGACAAACAUUCAUUCCUAUACAAAUAUGUACAUUUGCCCAGCAGCAGCGGAUGCCGCACGGAACUCCUCACGUGAGUUACUACAGGCCUUGUUAAGAAGAUCCGACUCCGCACAAAUCCAAUAUACCCCACAAGAUCAAUUAUUCCAACAAUUAUUUCAACAACAAGUUCAACAGGAAAGUAUUCCGCUUGCGAUUACAUGGCAUCCAACAAAUAUACCGCCCUCUUCAUUUCAGUCAUUACCACACAAGAAACGAACCCGUGAUGCCGUCUCUUUUUAUCCACCGAAUGUAAAUGUUAGU
This is a messenger RNA of Trypanosoma theileri, 519 nucleotides long. RefSeq lists its product as uncharacterized. The transcript has a single exon. The record is from RefSeq and is a predicted model, not a curated record. The annotation marks the transcript as partial. Lineage: Eukaryota; Euglenozoa; Kinetoplastea; Trypanosomatida; Trypanosomatidae.